AUGUCGAGAAGAAGCUCCGCCGCUCCCAGCCCUGCUGGCAGUGAUGCUCCCAGCAACGAUACAAACAGCAAGGACCGUGUAAUAGACAAGCAGAAAAUGCUGCUCUCGGCGGACUCGGGCCAUUUCAGCUUGCUCAGGGCGCUACAUCUGGCCGAUCUUGUUACUGAAUUGAAUGGGUUUUGCGGAGGCAAGUCGACAUUCCGAUAUGAAAUCCGAAAUCUGAAAUCUUCCCAUCUAACAUUCCAUCUAGUCAUGUCUGUCUUCUCAUCGAUGCGAUACUGUCUAGGCGAGUCGACCCAAUAUAGGGAUCUAUGGAUAGCCCUGUCAUUCAUGCCAUUUGGUCUCCUCUUCGAUUUUAUGGACGGAAAAAUUGCCCGGUGGCGACGAAAAGCGUCAAUGAUGGGCCAAGAACUCGAUUCUUUAGCUGAUCUGGUAAUAUCAAAACUACAAUACAUGCAUGAUCGCCAUGUUUUGCUGAACUCCCCAUCUAACAAUCUUUCUUCAAUCUACAAGGUCUCCUUCGGCAUCGCUCCCGCUGCCACCGCCUUCGCAAUCGGCAUGCGCAGCCCCCUGGACCACAUAUUCCUCACCUUCUUCGUCCUAUGCGGCCUUACCCGACUUGCCCGCUUCAAUGUGACCGUCGCCACUCUGCCCAAGGAUACAUCGGGCAAAGCGCAGUAUUUCGAAGGCACGCCGAUUCCGACCACGCUGGUGAUUGCGGCGCUGAUGGCGUAUUGGGUGUCGCAGGAUUGGAUUCUGGGGGAAAUACCGUUUGGCGUGGUGGGUGCGGGUUCACUAUUGGAAUUUCACCCGGCUGUUGGUUUGUUUGUGGUUCAUGGUUGUUUGAUGGUUAGUAGAACGAUACAUAUUCCGAAACUGUGA
Molecule: messenger RNA, 882 nt
Organism: Paracoccidioides lutzii Pb01
Product: phosphatidylserine synthase
Exons: 4
Coding region: 1-882 (293 amino acids)
Biological process (GO): phospholipid biosynthetic process
Cellular component (GO): membrane
Molecular function (GO): phosphotransferase activity, for other substituted phosphate groups
Source: RefSeq, a predicted model, not a curated record